GUUAGUUUUUCCAAUGACACUGACAGAUCAGGACGUUGUUGCAGAACAAAAAGGAAUGUUUAUUUGUUAAUUUUUUUCGCGAUUUUAUUUCAUUUUUCUUACGAAUUAUGUGAAAAACUAACCGGCAAUGAGUGUUUUCGGGGAUUUUCAACAAGUGUGGCUACAAAGAUUCCCAGACAGCCCCCUUCCGGGCGCCUGGGAAGAGGACGUCAGGGCAAAUUUGGCGAAGCACAAGCAAAAGGUCGCCCUGCUAAAGGAGGAACUCGAAAAGGAACAGUUUUAUGUGGAAUACUUGGAGCGUUUGCUUUCCGAUGUGGAACAACAUAAGAAAAAAUUGGCUAAGGAAAAGGCCAUCAGUGAGGAAACCCAGGCAGAAAUUCUGGGUGUUGACUCAAAUAAAGGUGGGGAGGAUGCCUUAUCAAAAAGAGCUUCAGCAGACAUAUCUCUCCUCCCCCAGGACCAAUCGACAAACGAGUCGUUUUCCGCCCACAUGUGCAUCACCGAAAUCUCGAAGCAGCUGAAAAAGUCACAUUCCGACGUUUCCGAUAAGGCAGCUUCUGAAAGCGAAGCUGAAACGAAGGGCCAGGAAAAUGAAGGGACCUUUGUUACGGUAAUUGAAGUCAACGGCUUGAACAAAAAGGAGGGAGAGUCCCCCACUGGAUCAUAUCCUAAAAAACCCCCAAAGGUUCCUGCCAGACCAGAACCUCUAAAAAACACAAAUUUUGACACACAGCGCAGCAACAGCGACUCAUUGUCAUCCAGUUCGGAAAUUUUAAAUACCGCUGAUGAACCUUAUUAUGAUAUGGUCGCACCAGAAGAGGAGUACCAUACCAGGAGCGACCACUCUAGUACAGAAAAUGUAUUUGGAUCGAGCAGUACUUUGCCUCUGGAUCUAAAGACUCAGCACUCUGUAGAACCGCAGAGCCCUGGCACCUCAAAUUACGUUAAUAUUGAGUAUUUUAUAACUACAAAGAAAAACGAUCAUAGCAGUAGCGAGGACGAACAUGAAGAUCCUACAGAAUUACGCAGGCAAACGAACGAUAACAGUUCGUACGCCAGCUCCAGUUCUUUGGAAUCAACCACUCCUAGUACAAAACGGAAAUUUAGUCAUGAUGGGGAAUCGGAGCAAGAUAAAAUGUACAGAAGCAUCGUAUGCAAUAUCAUUGACAGUGAAACAAAUUAUGUUGAAUGGUUAAGUGUUUUACUAAAAUAUAUGAAAGCUAUGCAAGCUACGAUUGGUACCUCACAGCCGAUAGUAAGCGAUGGCGAUUUUAACACCAUAUUUUUCAAAAUUCCCGAGCUUUAUACGUUGCAUGCGAACUUUUUGGAAGCACUGAAAAGGCAUGCCUUGAAGUGGGAUACUAGGAUUGGAGAGAGUUUCAAAAUCAUGGCAUCAAACUUGUCACUGUAUGGAGCGUUUCUAAGCAAUUAUGGACAUGCCUUAGAUAUGGUGAGGAAGUGCAGUGCAAACAAUUCCCAGUUUGCCCAAAUAACUAGGAACAUUACUUGUAAACCUCUGUCAGAUCAGGCAAUUAGUUUAGAAGAUCUUUUACAUAAACCAGUGGCAAGAGUGCAAAAAAAUGCUUUAGUGCUUCACGAUUUACUCAGAUACAUCCCUACGAAUCAUCCCGACCAUCACAUAAUAUUAGAGGCAUUAAAUAUCACCCAAAACUUUCUGGAUCAGUUUAAUAUGAUACAGACUAAGUCUAUGUUUCCCGCCACAGAUAGGGCUCAAAGAAGGCUAGUGAAGAAUUCAUUUAUAGUAGAGUUUGUCGACAAUAACAGGAAGCUAAGGCAUUUGUUUUUGUUUAAUGACGUUAUAGCUUGCGCAAAAUAUAAAUCAUCAGGGAGAAAUGAAAAAUACACAUUUGAGUUGAAAUGGUUCAUACCGGUAGAAGAUAUUUUGAUUUUAGAAGAAACGAUGGCGAAUUUACACGAAACGUCUCAACAGAGCAUCGUGAGUUUAAAAUCGCAAGCUAGCAACGUUAGGGACCAAUUGAGGCAAGAAGAGAGGACCAAUGAAGAAAAGCAUCGGUUAAAAUCAACCAGGGGAUCAGAUAAGUUUAGAAAGAGACUGAUAGAGUUAGAAAGCCAGUUAGUUUUGGUUUCUCCCAACUUGGUUUACCGAAUAAAACACCGAGGGACUGGUAGAACUUACAUGUUCUUUUUGUCCAGUGAUUUUGAGCGGACACAAUGGAUUGAGGCUAUACAAACUUUACAGCGAACUGAACGGACGGGAAAACAACCGGCCAACACUAGUCAUUUCAGCAUGUUCGAGUUGCAAACGUGGAUCACCGCGUGCAGGCAGUUCCUAAAGACUAAUAUGGGCUCAUACCUUCUCAGGUGUGGCAAUGAUGAGAGUUUACUGGUUGGGGAUCUUCACCUGCAUAUAUAUGAUAUGACUGGAUUAGAGUUUUCUUGUGAUUUAUAUGUGUGCGUCGAAGUAGACUUCUACGGACACUUCUUCCAAAAGGCAAAAACGAAAACGGCCAAGCACACUCAGUCUCCCCAUUGGAACGAGAAUUUCGUCAUUGAUUUAGAGGGUUGCGAGAAUCUUAGGAUUCUCGUUUAUAGAGAGGGACAGCCACACGACACGCUUUUUGGCAAACACACUAUGAAACUUAGCAGAAAGUGGCUUAACGAACAACAAACUGUCGAUAGACAAUUAACGAUUAACGGUUGUAUGCUUAGAAUGGGGCUUCGGUAUAUCCCGUGUGAAGUGAGUUUAAGGCGAGUACCAGCAGGGAAAGUUGGCUCACUUUUUGGCGAAAAGAUUCAAGUGGUGUGCAAGAGACAAAAACGCAACAUUCCAUUCAUAAUAACUUCCUGUAUCAGAGAGGUGGAACGAAGAGGAAUGUUAGAAGUGGGCAUUUACAGGGUGUCCGGAUCUCAAGGCGAUAUUACAAAACUAAAAAAGUCUUUUGAGACAAAUUCUUAUGAAGCCGAGCAGCUGCUAAAAGAAGUCGAUAUACACUCAGUUACCGGUAUUUUAAAACUGUAUCUCCGGGAACUUCCCGAAGCUCUGUUUACCGAUCAGCUAUAUCCGGAAUUAUUGGAAUCGUUUAACCAGAGCAAUAGUAAUCUAAAGCGGCGAAUAGAGCUGUUAAAUAUUUGUUUCGAAAAGUUACCGGCUCCAAAUAAGGAUACCAUCAAAUUUAUUUUAGACCAUUUGAUGAGGGUCCAUGCCUAUGAAGACGAUAACAAGAUGUCCCUGCACAAUUUGGCAACAGUUUUCGGGCCUACGCUGUUACGCCCCGCCGCGUCCAGAAUAGAUCACACGAAAAAAGACAGCCAGAAGAAGGACAGUCUGGCAACGGGAACGGUGGACGUGAUGGCGCAAGCAGGCAUCUUAUACUGUUAUCUACAAGACUUAAACGAGUCACAAAAGAUCAACAGGUCUAGUAGGAGGUAGUUUUUUCAUAGGUGAUUUAAGAGUUGCUAUAAUGGUGUUUUAGAAACAGUAUUUUGGGUGAUAAACCGAAGCAAUUGAUGUGUUGGGGAGGGUUUAGUUGUUUUUUUUUUGUUUAUGGAACGAAGAUUAUGACGUUCAUAUUUGAUCCGGUUUUUUUUUUAUUUGAUGAUUUAAAGUUCAAAUCGCUUUAACAGGAAAGGUUUACUUAGUCGUUUGGUAAUUUUUUUAUAGAAUCAUUUUGUAAAAAGGAGUAUUGGUGGAAUAGGUUUUUUAUUAUUUGGGUUUUUCUGAGCGAUUCGAGAGUUUUUUCAUAGAAUUUAAUGGCAAUAUCCAGAAACUUAAAGAAAUAUAAUUAAGGCUCUAGAAAAUACUUUUAAGGCUCUACAUUGCCUACAAUACUGAAAUCGUUUGCAAUAAUAAUUCGCCGUUAAUGUUUUGGCGCAACUUGAUUUAAUAUGACUUAUUAGUUAUGAUUUUUUUAAUGAAAUAAUUGUUGCCUUUAAAAGAAAUAAUUGAAUGGAAAUAGUGGCACGAAAGUGUUUUGGUUUGGUUAAGAAAGGUUAUAAUUUUACUCAUAUUUAUUUAAGCAUAAAUGUAUGUAUUAUGUUUUUGGUAUUUUACUUUUUGUUCAUUUGGGAUGUCCUCAUUGGAUUGUUCACUAUUAAUUUUUUUUUAAUCACUUAAAAUUAAAAAAAUAUGCCUCCUUUUCAUAGAAAAUCAAUAUUUUUGAACAAAUUUAUAAUUUUCCAACUAUAGUUGACUUUUGGGUUUUCUUUUUUUGAUCUUCCACCUGCACUCAGGUUUUCUGAUUUUAAAACGUUUUCUUAUAAAAAAGGAUCUUAAAAAAAUGUAAAUAAUUUAAAUAAAUGUAACAAAAAGUGCAAUACGUUUAUCUCUUUAAUUACAAUUUUACAAGUUUCUUGGAGGUACCAACUUCUUUUUGGCUAGAAAUUUUUGACAAACUAGGGGUUCAUUCUUCAUAAUUUCAACGUUUAUUUCUUAUUCUCGCCCCUAUAAAUGGAAUGAGACUAUUAAAUAUAUCAAAAUUUGCCUAUUUUCAUAGGACUAGAAUUUUGAAGCCAAAUAUCUUCAAAAAAACAAAAGUGUAUUUAAAUAAUGAAAGAUAAUCAAACUUUGAAAGAAGAAUAAUAAAAAAAUUCUUGUCUUUUAUAAAAGGAUUGAAACUAGUCAGAAAGUCAUAACUCUACCGUAAAAGUGAAUUUUGGUAUUUUUUUUUUGGUUAGAGACUUGCAAAUAAUGGCCUGAUAUAGUAGUAAUGUCUUUACUUUUAUUUACAAUACUUUUGAAAUAGAGAAUUUAUACAUAAACCAUAUAAAACAAAAUUCUAAAUCACUUAAGGAUUGAGAAUAAUACAUGUGGUUCCAUUAAAACUAUUGUUCCGGAACAUUUUCACAACUCUGAUACGUCUAUAUCAGUAUAACCCUUUUAAGCAUAAUUUUUAUUUACUGUAGUAUAUUUAAACAGAAAGUAACCGGAGUUCUUAGUAACCGAUCUAUGACAGGUAAUUGCGUAAAGUUUUCCAGUGUUUUAGCUGUAUUUUAUUUUCAUUAAAUGCACGUUUAAAUCUAGUUCCAUAAACACUCCACUCCUACCUUAAUAAGUUAGUUUUCAUUUACAAAUAGCCUAGUUUUAGGUGAACUUUAGUUGCUAUGACGCUAGUGCUCUCAUUUUACUAAUUUCAAUAGUUUUACCUACACAAACAUGUUUUCAAUGGUUACCUUGAAUAAAUAAUCAUUUUUUUUUGCGAUAUGAACACGAUUUUCACGAAAGUCAUAUACAGACCGUACUAUAUCUAGUGACCACCCUUAAAAUUGUGUAUAUUUUAUUUAUAUGAUUUAAUAAUAUUUAUGACUGUACCUUUUUAAUUUAAGUUUAGGUAAAGGUUUGGACUGAGGCACCAGAUUUUAUUGAUCCGGUGUCCUUCGCAAAAAAGAAUCAAUUCCAUUAGUAUUAAGUCGUUUCAUAUUUAAAAAGGGUUGUUGUUUAUGCCAUUUUUUAAAAUUGUACAUCAAAUCUUUUGGUUAGGUAAGAGUUAUUGCCAAGAUCAAAUAACAUCGAAGGAAAAUUCUAGUCCAUUUUUAAGAAAACCUAAGGCUUCAGAAGCUUUUUAAACAAAAAUCUAGUCAUUUAUACAAUGAAUUUGUUUCACUUUGUGGCCCUUUUUAAGAUGAACCAAAACUACCAGUUUUUUAGUUUAAGAUAAUGUAAAAUAAUAGACUUACUGUAUAGGCAUUAUGUAUUUAUCACAACUAUCGUACAAUUUAGUAGUUUAUCGGGCUGUAGCGAAACGAUGCCUUUUUAUACACAUACCCUAAUAUUUUAGAAAUUUUAUACCGGGACUGUCUCAUGUUUUCGAUGGGACCGCCUUUAAAUCAUACUAUAUCCUGUAUACCGUACAGGAUGUGAUAAUCGUUCAAGGUAUUUUACAUCAAUAUUAAUUAUAGGUAUAACGCAUAUAGUUUGUCUAAAUUUUAGACUGAUUAUUCCCAGUGUGCAAAAUAUAUCGGUAUGCUUGUCUGUCUAGAAAAUCUUAUGUAUAUAUUUAUUUCAUUCUUGGAAAAACUAGUGAGAGCUUGGCUUUUGUGUAUUAUUUGUAAAUGUUCGUGCAAGUGUUUUUAAGUAUUUAUUACCGACCGUCAGAGUUGGUCUGCUUGAUGCAUAGAUUUAAGCUGAACUUAUAUUUUAUAUACAUUUGUAACUAUAUAUUUGCAAAAUACCUACAUAAAUACAUGUUUUUAUAUGAUAAA
This is a messenger RNA of Anthonomus grandis grandis, 6180 nucleotides long. It is a transcript of the gene RhoGAP1A, whose product is annotated as active breakpoint cluster region-related protein-like. Gene Ontology annotation, cellular component: membrane. Gene Ontology annotation, molecular function: GTPase activator activity; guanyl-nucleotide exchange factor activity. The record is from RefSeq and is a predicted model, not a curated record. Gene Ontology annotation, biological process: signal transduction; positive regulation of GTPase activity. NCBI's taxonomy places the organism in Eukaryota, Metazoa, Arthropoda, Insecta, Coleoptera, Curculionidae. The coding region runs from base 128 to 3412 and encodes 1094 amino acids. The transcript has 17 exons.